Aspergillus campestris IBT 28561 is the source of this 1319-nucleotide messenger RNA. RefSeq lists its product as uncharacterized. NCBI's taxonomy places the organism in Eukaryota, Fungi, Ascomycota, Eurotiomycetes, Eurotiales, Aspergillaceae. The record is from RefSeq and is a predicted model, not a curated record. The transcript has a single exon. The coding region runs from base 372 to 1193 and encodes 273 amino acids.
GGAGUAUUCAUGACUGCAAUCUUUUUUAUUUGAUUGGAAAUGGCUGAUGGCCUCCAUAAACCCGCCGGAUAUCUACUCAAUAGGUCCAUUCUAAAUGUACUGAUAGUACUGGAACUGACAUCUCACUAGAAAGAAGGGUUCUAUCAACAGUCCAGAGUGCUAUGAUAUCUGAUUCUGAUCUGGAUUGAAAAGCUAAUAACCACGGCGUAGUUCGACGAGUAACCUGGGGACUGGGAAAGGAUCUCACAUAAUUGAGUGUCUCGAACGGUCGAGCCAGCCACCGCGUCAUCCACAGACGAUGUAUAGAACGUGCAUCCAUGCAAUAUAAGGUCUAUAAUUUCCUACCCUCAAGUACAGCAUGAGAGAGCAACAUGAUAGUCCUGAAGCUCAAUUUCAAUCUCAGCAUCCCCCUCUCCACCCUCCUCCUCCUCAUCCUCCUCCCCACCCCCACCCACACCGCAGACUGCACCGAAGCCGAAAUCUCCCAAUGGUCCACAACAAGCUGCACCUGCCACGACCCAAACACAUUCACCAUCUGCCCCCACACCUGCCCCCUCGGCCCAGCCAGCGCCCAAUGCGCCCCCAACCCCAACACCCACCUCCAACAAUGCCACGUCGGCUGCACAGACGCCAACAAAGACUGCACCACCUGCGAUCUCUACUUCGGCGGCAUGUGCCGCUGCACGCGCUCCCAAAACUGCUUCCACGACGCCUCCACAGACCCCUGGACGCUCCUCCACGACCACAAGCUCAUCACCACCUCGCACCACACACCCGGCAUCCUCGACCUCCACGGCGACAACAGAGGCUGGGAACUAGGCCAGAUAGUCUUCGCCACGGGCACGGUGUCGAGCCGCGCUGACGGCGCGCUCGCCAUGAACUCUGUGCAUUCUCGCUCCGAGGAGCAGGUGCAUAUCCAUGUUUGUGACCGCCCGGUUAGUGUGUUCCGGACGUAUCUGAAUGGGAUUGCUUCGCCGGCUGCGUAUACGCAGGGCUUGACGCCGAUGGAUUUCGAUCAGUUGGGGUUCCAGAAGCAUAGUGUGCUUUGUCGGGCGCAGAAGACGGGGUUGUCGUCUGCGGCGCCGUGUGCUUGGUAUUAUGUUGGGGCGGGCUUGAUUACCGACCAGAAGGGGUAUACGUGGGGGUGUGUUACCACGACGGGGUCGGCGGAGUUUUUGUUCUGUAUGAAUUAGUUUGCUCGUGAGUUGUAUGGCAAGAGGCACUAGCCACGUGGGUAGGUGUGAGUGAAUGAGUGUAAGUGUAGUAUGGAAAGCAUGUAUACGCCACAUGAGUCUAUCUUAAAAGCAAUCAUGAAUAAC